AUGGCAAACAAUUUACAAAUUGCCAGCGCCGCUUAUAUUGUUAUGCAUUUAUUAACAAAAAAAAAACAGUCAAGUAUUAAAAAGAGACGAUGGUGGACAACUCAAAUUUUUCGAUCAAGACAAAUAUACAAUGGCACAAGUAUGAUACGUGAUUUAAACUUUCAUACAGACUCUGGUCAGUUUGAAAAUUUUGCAAGAAUGUCACAAGAGGAUUUUGAACACCUUGUAUCGCUACUUACUCCAAUAAUAGCAAAGCAGACUACUCAUUUCAGGGAACCAAUUCCAGUUAAUGAAAGACUUGCAGUGACACUGAGAUUCUUAGCAACGGGUGAAUCGUAUACAAGCCUUUAA
Macrosiphum euphorbiae (potato aphid) is the source of this 351-nucleotide messenger RNA. The record is from the annotation of a GenBank genome assembly. NCBI's taxonomy places the organism in Eukaryota, Metazoa, Arthropoda, Insecta, Hemiptera, Aphididae.